Messenger RNA from Mucor velutinosus, 1113 nucleotides. RefSeq lists its product as uncharacterized. NCBI's taxonomy places the organism in Eukaryota, Fungi, Mucoromycota, Mucoromycetes, Mucorales, Mucoraceae. The record is from RefSeq and is a predicted model, not a curated record. The coding region runs from base 1 to 1113 and encodes 370 amino acids. The transcript is spliced from 7 exons. Gene Ontology annotation, molecular function: 2-oxoglutarate-dependent dioxygenase activity. Gene Ontology annotation, cellular component: cytoplasm.
AUGUCACCGCCUGAACAAAAAGAAACCACCGUCUUGGAUAAUACCGUCGAAGAGCAAAUUGAUAUCAAACAAUUGGCACUUCAGGGCUACUACUUUGAAUUUCCUGAAAAGAAGUAUCCCAAGCUUCCCGUCUUCGAGCACAAGGAUGUUGGUCACCUUGCAGAUCCCAAAAAGGCCUCUUUGCUCGAUAAUGCCACCAAGGUGUUUGAUUUGACUCCCAACAUUGGAACUGAAAUUCAUGGUAUUCAGCUGAAUCAAUUGACUAAUCAGCAAAAGAACGAUCUUGGCCUGCUCAUUGCUGAACGCGGUGUUGUAUUCUUCAGAGAUCAAAAGAUUAACCCCUAUGAAGGCAAAGAGCUAGGCUCUUACUAUGGUCCAUUACACAUCCAUAAUGUUGGCGGCUUAUUUGAACCGAUCCCUGAAGUGCUGCCCAUUUACUAUGGUAAAGACAUUCCAGCAAACCAAUACACCAAAGAAUUCAUUAGCAGAAGAACCUCGGAUGGCUGGCACAGUGAUGUUAGUUACGAGCUUCAACCUCCUGGAUUUACGUUCCUCAAGAUUGACAUUCUUCCUGGAGAAAGCGGAGGUGAUACUAUCUGGUCUUCGGGCUAUGCUGCUUAUGAUCGUCUCUCACCAGAGCUUCAAAAGAGAAUUGAAGGACUUGAAGCUGUUCAUUCUGGUAAAGAACAAGCUGCAGGUGCUGCUUCUGUUGGCCACACCGUACGCCGUGAAGAUGUCGAGCAUAUUCACCCUCUUGUUCGCACCCAUCCAGUUACAAAACUCAAGGCUUUGUAUGUCCAACCUGGCUUCACUCGCCGUAUUGUUGGUCUCAACAAGCACGAGUCAGAUUCCCUCUUGCAACUGCUGUAUGAUCAUAUUGCUGGCGGGUAUGACUUCCAUGUUCGAUUCAAAUGGACUGAAGAUGCUGUUGCUGUUUGGGACAACCGCGUUACAAGCCAUGUCGCUAUUUUUGACUAUCUGGAUGGCGAUCAACGUCGACAUGGUUGGAGAAUUACUACACAGGCUGAAAGACCUUAUUUCGAUCCAGAAAGCAAAUCUCAAAAGCAAGUUCGUGAGGAGAAGAGAAAACAAGCAGCAGAGCAGAAAAACUAG